Molecule: messenger RNA, 3636 nt
Organism: Corylus avellana
Lineage: Eukaryota; Viridiplantae; Streptophyta; Magnoliopsida; Fagales; Betulaceae
Biological process (GO): protein phosphorylation
Molecular function (GO): protein kinase activity; ATP binding; protein binding
Source: RefSeq, a predicted model, not a curated record
CUUUUGGGGAAGAGGGAAGGAAACCGAAGCGACUAAAAGCGAGAGAAAAGGCACAGAGAAGCUCACACACUCACACACAAAUCAACGCAUAUAUGGCGUCGUUUCUGCCGAGCACUCUUUCCAGUCCAUCUCUGCUAGCACAAUCAACAACACACGCUCCCCAAGUACAACCCAACAACGCCUAAAACCCUCACGUUCACUCUCGGUCUCGCUCAUCUUAUUCUUUUCUCUAUGGCAGUGGCAACGGCUACUUUCGUCCUUUUCUUCGUCUUCUUCACUGUGGCGUGCUUCAACGACGCCGUCUUGACCUGCGCCCAGACUCUAUCAGAGAUCCAAGCGCUGACGGCAUUCAAGGCCAGCGUGCAUGACCCGCUGGGCGCAUUGGACGGAUGGGAUGCGUCCACGCCGGCAGCGCCGUGUGACUGGCGCGGCAUUGUGUGUUACGAAAACCAUGUCCGCGAGCUCCGGUUGCCACGUCUUAAACUCGGCGGCCGACUCAGUGACCGACUCGGUGACUUACGGGAGCUGAGAAAGCUCAGCCUCCACACCAACGACCUCAACGGCUCUAUACCUUCCGCCCUCUCACAAUGCGCUCUCCUACGCGCUAUUUACCUUCACUACAACUCGCUCUCCGGCAAUCUCCCACCCUCCAUCUUCAACCUCACCAAUCUACAAAUCCUCAACGUCGCUCACAACUUUCUCUCCGGGAAGGUCCCGGACGACGUGUCGCGCGCGCAGAGCCUCAGGUAUCUGGAUUUAUCGUCGAACGGUUUCUCCGGCGAGAUGCCGUCAAACUUCUCUGUGAAGUCUCAGCUCCAGCUCAUCAACUUCUCGUACAACAGGUUUUCGGGUCAGGUUCCAGCGAGAAUCGGAGAGCUUCAGGAGCUUGAGUAUCUCUGGCUGGACUCGAACCAGCUGUACGGCACUCUUCCCUCGGCUAUCGCAAACUGUUCCUCGCUCGUACAACUCAGCGCCGAAGACAAUGAGCUAAGAGGUCUCAUCCCGGCGACCAUUGGAGCGAUUCCGAAGCUUCAGGUGCUGUCGUUGUCCCACAACGAUCUCUCCGGUUCGGUCCCCACAUCUCUGCUCUGCAGUAAUAUGGUUACGAUUGUUCAGCUUGGGUUUAAUGCGAUCACGGGCAUGGUUAAGCCGCCAAGCGGAAAAUGUUUCAGCAUUUUGGAGGUUUUCGACCUUAAAGAGAAUCACGUACAUGGUGUGUUUCCGACGUGGUUGACCAACGUGACUACGCUGAGGGUUAUGGAUCUUUCUGGAAACUUCUUUUCGGGUAAAUUACCGGUUGAGAUUGGUGGUCUUUUGAGGUUAGAAGAGCUCAGAACGGCGAAUAAUUCACUCAUUGGUCGGAUUCCUGGUGAGAUUGUGAAAUGUAGUUCGUUACGGGUACUUGAUCUUGAAGGGAACCGGUUUUCCGGUUCGGUUCCUGGGUUUUUGGACCGACUGAGUAGCUUGAAGGUGUUAUCUCUGGGUAGAAAUCUGUUCUCCGGUUCGAUUCCGGUGGAGCUUGGAAGGCUCUCCGAGCUCGAAAUAUUGAACUUGAGCAACAAUAUUCUCACCGGCAAUGUACCGGAAGAGAUAAUGCAUCUGAGCAACUUGAGUGCUUUGAAUCUCAGUAAUAACAGAUUCUCCGGUGGAGUUUUGUUCAAUAUCGGGAAUUCAAGCAACUUGCAUGUUCUGAACCUGAGUCGUUGUGGGUUUUCAGGGAGUGUUCCGGCGAGCAUUGGGAGUUUGAUGAAGUUGACAGUUCUUGAUUUGAGUAAGCAAAAGCUAUCUGGGGAGUUGCCGAUUGAGCUUUUUGGAUUACCAAGCCUGCAAGUCGUUGCUCUAGAAGAUAACCACUUAUCUGGGAAUGUUCCAGAAGGUUUCAGCAGCUUGGUUAGUCUACAAUAUCUGAACCUCACCUCCAAUGCCUUCACUGGUGAGAUUCCUGCAACCUAUGGAUUUCUUCAGUCCUUAGUUAUUCUCUCCGCAUCGCACAAUGGUAUUUCCGGUAGAGUCCCGGCAGAACUUGCUAAUUGUUCUGAUCUUGAAAUCCUUGAUUUUCGGUCUAAUCGUUUGGAGGGACAAAUCCCAGGUGAUUUUUCUCGUCUAUCUCGUUUGAAGGAGCUUGAUUUGGGUGAGAAUAGAUUAACAGGGGAAAUCCCAGAUGAGCUCUCCAAAUGCUCGUCUUUGACUUCUCUGUUAUUGGAUGCAAAUCACCUUUCAGGUCACAUACCAGACCCAUUGUCAAAAUUAUCAAACCUGACAAAAUUAAAUCUUUCCUCAAACACCUUGAGCGGAGCCAUUCCCGCAGAUCUUUCACGAAUUUCUGGUUUGAGAUACUUGAAUUUGUCUAGUAAUGACCUUGAAGGCGAAAUCCCAGAAAUGGUGGGUUCUCAGUUCAAUGAUCCUUCCUUGUUUGCGAUGAAUAGGAAACUAUGUGGAAAGCCCUUGAUGAGAGAAUGCGCAAAUGUAAGGAGGAGAAAGAGGAAGAGGCUGAUUCUAUUCAUUUGCGUGGCUGUAGCUGGAGCAUGCCUUUUGACAUUAUGCUGUUGCGGCUAUAUAUACAGCCUCUUGCGUUGGCGCAAGAAGCUUCGAGAAGCGGCAUCUGGGGAGAAGAAGCGGAGCCCCGCAAGCUCAGGAGCGGAAAGGGGUAGUCGUGGAAGUGGGGAAAACGGAGGAGGACCAAAACUUGUCAUGUUCAAUAACAAGAUAACAGUCGCAGAGACAUUGGAAGCAACAAGACAAUUUGACGAGGAAAAUGUCCUGAGCAGGGGAAGAUACGGCCUUCUAUUCAAGGCAUUGUUCCAAGAUGGAAUGGUGCUAGCAAUACGUCGCCUUCCCGACGGCUCCAUCGCCGAAAACACUUUCCGGAAAGAAGCAGAGUUGCUCGGCAAAGUCAAGCACAGGAACCUAACUGUUCUACGCGGCUAUUACGCAGGUCCGCCGGACGUGAGGCUCCUUGUAUACGACUACAUGCCUAAUGGGAACCUUGGGACGCUUCUCCAAGAGGCGUCGUCUCACCAAGAAGGGCACGUGCUCAACUGGCCAAUGCGCCACCUCAUUGCACUUGGCAUUGCUCGCGGGCUAGCUUUCUUGCACUCGGUCUCAAUCGUCCACGGCGAUGUGAAGCCGCAAAACGUCCUCUUCGAUGCUGAUUUCGAAGCCCAUUUGUCGGAAUUCGGGCUAGACCGGCUAACCAUAGCAACUCCGGCGGAAGCAUCCUCCUCGUCCACCCCAAUCGGCUCCUUGGGGUAUGUAUCACCGGAAGCGGCGUUAACCGGGCAACCCACAAGAGAAGCGGACGUGUAUAGCUUUGGCAUCGUGUUGCUAGAGAUAUUAACCGGUAGAAAACCGGUUAUGUUCACACAAGAUGAAGACAUCGUGAAGUGGGUGAAAAGGCAAUUACAAAGGGGACAAAUCUCGGAACUACUUGAACCCGGUUUGCUCGAGCUUGACCCGGAGUCGUCUGAGUGGGAAGAGUUCCUGUUGGGAGUGAAAGUGGCAUUGCUUUGCACAGCACCUGACCCACUUGAUAGACCAUCAAUGGCCGACAUUGUUUUCAUGCUUGAAGGCUGCCGGGUCGGACCCGAAAUUCCUUCCUCAGCUGAUCCCACCUCGCUGCCCUCACCAGUUUGAGAA